AUCGUAGAUUCGAAUAUGCAAAAGGAGCAAUGUGGAAACGGCGGAGGGUCGCAGAAUCCUCGAUAUACGAGUACGAGGAAGGAAGAAGGGGUGCAUGGACCGGUGAGGUCGAACAGGGUUGCUGGGCAUGCGCCGACGUUCCUGUCCUCUCCAGAUACUAUGAGCGGUGGUGUCUACGGCGGAGACGAGGUCGGUGCUAUAAUUUUCGACGUUGGACACCAGAGCCUUCGCGUGGGUUAUGGCGGUGAGGAUACACCGAAGGCUGAAAUUCCGACCACCCUCGGUGUAUGGGAGGACACGAUCGACUCGCCGGACGGCAGUCAAAACGUCAGGAAGCACUACAACAUCGAUGUCACGGCCAUUCAAGUGCGAAAGAAGGAUAUGGAGAUGGUUAGCUUAAUGAAAGACGGUAUGAUCGAAGAUUGGGAGAUGUUCGAGCGUCUAACAGAGUACACGUAUAAACAACGUCUUCAUGCUCUUCCGGAGCAUCAUCCGAUCUUGAUGACCGAAUGUCCCUGGAACACCAGAUUGAAACGGGAGAAAUUGCUAGAGCUGAUGUUCGAGAAAUUCAGCGUUCCAGCGAUGUACAUCUGCAAAAACGCGGUUUUGGCCGCGUAUGCGAAUGGCAGAUCGACGGCCAUGGUCGUAGACAGCGGUGCAACUCACACGAGUGCGGUUCCGGUGCACGACGGUUACGUUAUCACCCAGGGAAUCGUAAAAAGCCCGCUAGGCGGUGAUUUCAUCACGAUGCAAUGCAGACAGUUCUUCGAAGAAAAGGAAAUCGAGUUGACGCCUGCUUGUCUGGUAGCGAGCAAAGAUGUAGUUCGCGAAAGAGAUACACCACGUUGGACCAAAAGGGCUGGACCACAGCCAACGUCUUCCUGGAUGAGCUAUAUGGUCCGAGAGCUGUUGCAAGACUUCCAAAUGAAUUGUUUGCAAGUGUCCGACAGCCCUUACGACGAGGAUGUGGCCAAUACUUUGCCAAUGAAACACUACGAGUUCCCAACUGGGUACAACGACGAUUUCGGCUCCGUCAGACUGAUGAUUCCGGAAGCCUUGUUCGAUCCCAGCAACGUGAAGGGCGUUGGCGCCAGCAUUCUUGGAGUUGGUCCACUCGUCACGACCAGCGUGGGCAUGUGCGAUAUGGAUAUCAGACCUAGUUUGUACGGAAGCGUGGUGGUCACCGGUGGUAAUUCCUGCCUGCAAGGUUUUAGCGAAAGACUGAAUCGAGAUUUAGCCAGCAAAACUCCUCCAAGUAUGAGACUGAAAAUAAUUAGCGCGAACAGCUCGAGCGAGCGUCGUUACGGUGCCUGGAUCGGAGGAUCUAUUCUCAGCUCCCUUGGAUCUUUCCAACAAAUGUGGCUGUCGCGACAAGAGUACGAAGAAUCGGGUAAACUGAUUCUCGAGCGAUGCGCGUGAUCAAAAGCUCAAGCAUCAAUCAAAAUUAUUCUUUGUAAUUAUUUUUGCAAAUCGUCCGACAAUGUUGUACGUAUCUAUUUUGUAUGUCGUCGAGGGGACAGUUUGUUGCUAUUUUUAAGUUUUCUAUAAUCCUUCAGAGCGUAAGGGCCAACGUAAGACAAUACGAGCGACUAAUAUCAAACGGGUUUGCGACAGACGCGUAUAGAGCUUUAGACAAAAUUUCAACAGCAAGGAGAACUUAGUGUAUUUGCCUAGCCUAUUGAAGUAAAACUGAUCGGAGUAAAAGGUGCAAUCCUUGUGGAACUCGCUGAAGCAAAAUCUUCUUUCGAUGAUAGUUAAAACGCUCUUCGCAGGUGAAGCGACGAAUUCUUUCGCUUCGAUUACACGCGUAAGUUACAGCGUAAGUUAGACGUUAGACAACUGUAUGCGGUACGCUUCUAAAAGAAAAAAAUACAGUUCCUAACUGCUCGAACAAUCUUUCGUUUGUAAUUCACGAGCACAGAUUGGUUUACAUAUCAUAAUUGAAGAAUCGAUGAUUCCUAGGGAUAAUGAAUAUGGAGGAAAGAUGGAGCACUGUUUUCGAAAAAGAAUUUUUAUCGUUUAUUUCGAACAUAUUCACAACAAGUUACAUAUUUGAACAAUGUUUCGAUUUCAUUUGUUUUCCACGCUUCGCUGUCGUAAUCGUUCUUUCUCUUAUUUAUUUUCCUUAUACUAAAAAGAAAAAAAAAGAAAUAAAAUACGAUAAAAUAAAAUUAGGAGAACCGCGAACCGCAGAACAUUCAUUUUAGAACGCGUCACAAGCAGUUCCAAUUUUACAACGAUAAAUAUAAUAUAUAUAUAUAUAUUACGGCGUAAUAAACAAUAUAAUAUUUCGUAUAUAAAUAUAUAUAUAUAUAUAUAUAUAUAUAUACUAUAUAUAUUUAUAUCUCAAAAUAAAUGUAGGAAACAGUAUUAUCGGUAUAUCACAUAUACAAUAUGUAUUUAGGAAAAGGCGAAUUAUUUUGCUAGAAGAAUGGAAAGGACCUUUCUCGUAACGGAGACGAAGAAUCGUUCGUCGAAAUUUCCGGUCCUACCGUAUUUACUCUGCGACUUGAUAUUAUAAUACUUCUAAUUAACACUCUCGCGUGUUUCAACAAAUAUCCUUUUGACGAGGAAUGUUUGAAAUUUCGGCCAUGAUUAAAAAUCGAUUGGACGACUUUCUCUUUGCAAAAAAAAAAAAGGAAAUAAUUUUUAUAAACACAACGCACAACCCGUGUUAUGAUAUAUUGUGACGUGGUCAAGCGAAAUACGAAAUUCGUUAUCAUUUUAGCGAAAUAAACCAAGAUAAUCUUGUCAGCAAUAUUUUUGAAAAGGUGUUUAACAUAUGGACACGAGUCGUGCAUAAACAAUAAAAAUAUUGUAAAUCGAACGCUGUCUCGUUCAUCGAAUGCGCCUAUAACGCGUGGCAAAAAUCGAUGUGUUACGCUAACUACGAAUACUGGUGGUCGUUCUUGUUUCGACCAAAUGUUAAACGACGUAUAAACCUACUAGCUAAGAACGCACGAUGAAACGCGUAGCCCAUAACAGAAAAUUUUAGGUCGCGUUUACAAAAGCGUAGCGCUGCGAUAUUCGACAACAGGGGUCGAAUGCUGUUGACGCAUAUGAUAAAUCGAGACGAGAUUUCCUCGUCUAUAUUCAAUUUCUGGUUUUCCUGUUGCGCGAUUCGCUGCUUUUUGCUCUUCUUCUCUGUUAAGGAAGAAGAAACGCGCUGCGAAACGAAAUCAAACUAAUCGUAAAACAAUUCUGUUCCUAA
Molecule: messenger RNA, 3211 nt
Organism: Bombus huntii
Lineage: Eukaryota; Metazoa; Arthropoda; Insecta; Hymenoptera; Apidae
Product: actin-like protein 6B
Exons: 6
Coding region: 16-1419 (467 amino acids)
Biological process (GO): nervous system development; regulation of transcription by RNA polymerase II
Cellular component (GO): NuA4 histone acetyltransferase complex; SWI/SNF complex
Molecular function (GO): chromatin binding
Source: RefSeq, a predicted model, not a curated record